Molecule: messenger RNA, 4287 nt
Organism: Anopheles coluzzii
Lineage: Eukaryota; Metazoa; Arthropoda; Insecta; Diptera; Culicidae
Exons: 2
Coding region: 227-4222 (1331 amino acids)
Biological process (GO): DNA integration
Molecular function (GO): nucleic acid binding; zinc ion binding
Source: RefSeq, a predicted model, not a curated record
AUGUGUUGUAAGAGCUCGGCUUUAUUCCGCUCCUUGCUAGAGCGCGGUAUAAUCUGACAACGAUGACAGAUAGUCAGAACACAUACAGAACGGAGUGAAGCCAGAUCGUGUAUUACAGCAAGCUACCCACCACAAAUUGGCGACGAGGACAGGAUUAAUUUUCUUUAUUCCUAUUUGCAACACGAGAUUGAAGCAUUUGAAUUGAAAUAAAAUAGGGGAAUCAGCGAUGGAACCAAACAAAUUAUUUGGGAAUUUACCACCACUGUCGUUAGCAGGCGUUCCCCUAACCGAGCGGCGAACAAAAUGGACGACGUGGAAACGGGGGUUCGAAAUUUGGUUGCGUACGGCGAAGAUAGUGGACGGAACGGAGAAAAAGAAUUUACUUUUAACUUGUGGUUCUCUCGAGCUGCAAGAAAUAUUUUUCAGCAUUCCAGAUGCAGAUGUAGAGGCGGACGUAGACCAGGGCGUAGACCCAUACGAGAUUGCUAUUCUUAAAUUGGAUGAAUAUUUCGCUCCACAAAGACACGAAGCACACGAGAGAUUUUUGUUUUGGUCAAUGAAACCGGAGCCGGAAGAAACGCUAGAGAAAUUUGUAAUGCGUGCCCAAGCUCAUGGCUCCAAGUGCAAUUUCGGGGCAACUGCGGCAGAGAGUGCAGGGAUUGCAAUCAUUGACAAAGUGCUUCAGUUUGUACCGGCAAAUUUGCGAGUCAAACUUCUGCAAGAAAAAAACUUGUCUCUGGACGAAGUCAUUAAACAAAUAAAUUCGUAUGAAACAUCCCGAGUUGCCAACGAACAAAUGAGCGGUAGGAGCAAAUCUUUUGAAAUAGAUAACCAACACAUCCAUCAUAUAAAAACAUUGUGUCGAUUCUGUGGUCGUACCCAUGGGCAACAAUCUUGCCCGGCACGAGACAAAACGUGCGCAAAAUGUGGCAAGCGAGGUCAUUUCGCUGUUGUAUGCUACUCAAAUGCUGGACAAACUUCAAAUAGACUACAUACGAAUCAAAGAAUGCAAAAGAGGCCGUUCGGAGGGCACUUUAAUGAUUCGGAACUAAAUAAGAAAACGGCAAAGUUUGCAAGGAAAAUUCACGCAAUCCAGGAUGACGGAAAUGUACCUCUUGAGUGUGAAUUAGUGGAGAUGGUAUCUUCGGCAAACGAUUCAGACGAAUUGAUCUGGGCGAAAGUAGGCGGUAUCCUUAUCGAGAUGCAAAUUGAUUCUGGAGUCCAAUCGAAUAUCAUAGACGAUAGAACGUGGGCGUCAAUGAGGAAUAACCAAGUCAAGAUCAUUGGCGAGGCACGGAGUCCGGAUCGGAAGUUCAAGGCAUACGCUCAGACCGAUUGUUUAGAAAUAAUUACGAUGUUUGAGGCGGAAAUAGCUAUUGCGGACGGGUUGAAAGAACUCCGUACAAUUUCCAAAUUUUACGUAGUUAAAAAUGGUCCACAACCACUUUUGGGAAAAAUCACCGCAAAACAGCUUGGAGUAUUAUAUGUUGGAUUACCUAGCCAGCAUGAAUCAAUCAACCAGGUUGAAACAUUUCGCGCGUUCCCCUCAAUUCGUGGAGUCAGCAUCCACAUUCCAAUUGAUAAGACGGUGACACCCGUAGCUCAGCGACUCCGACGAUUGCCUUUGCCCAUGCUAGAUAAAGUUGAUAGUAAACUAAACGAGUUGGUCGCUAAAGACAUAAUAGAGAAAGUAUCGGAACCGAGCAGCUGGGUUUCACCCAUGGUGAUAGUUGUAAAAGAUUGUGGAAGUAUUCGGCUUUGCAUAGACAUGCGGCAAGUUAAUAAAGCAAUUUUGCGAGAAACGCAUCCACUACCAACCAUAGAAGACAUACGUUGGAGAAUGAAUGGUGCUAAAUACUUUUCUCGCCUUGACAUAAAGGAUGCUUUUCAUCAACUACUGCUCGAUGAAGAAAGUAAAACUCUCACAACUUUUAUCACCCACCGUGGACUUUAUCGUUAUAAACGAAUGAUGUUUGGGAUUUCAUGCGCUCCAGAGAAAUUUCAAAAAAUAUUGGAACAAGUUUUGGCCGACUGUCCAAACACAGUCAAUUUUAUCGACGAUAUCAUAGUUACGGGAAAAACUGAGACCGAACACGAUUUAGCACUAGAGAAAGUGAUGGAAAAGAUUGAGGAAUAUGGCAUUUUACUUAAUCAAUCUAAGUGCGUUUUCAAACUCACAGAAAUCGAAUUCGUUGGCCAACGUUUUAACCAGAACGGAAUGCUCCCUGCACUAAACAAAAUUGAAGCAAUAAGAAGCUUUCGGCCACCCAAAAAUUGUGAAGAGGUUCGGAGUUUUCUGGGAUUAAUUACUUACGUGGGAACGUUCAUUCCAAACUUAGCCACAGUUUCAUUCCCACUACGCGAAUUAACAAAGAACAACGCCGAAUUCGUUUGGGAGCGAGACCAGAACAAAGCAUUUAACGAACUGAUCCGGUUAGUUUCUAACGUCGAAAGAUUAGCCCAUUUUGAUCCUCAUCUAAAAACCCGAGUAGUGGCAGAUGCGUCCCCAGUAGGGUUAGGAGCCGUCCUCCUUCAGUUCCAGAACGAGCAGCCUAAAGUAAUAGCUUAUGCCAGCAAGAGCCUAACGAGUACCGAGCAACGGUAUGCACAAACAGAAAAGGAGGCACUAGCGUUAGUAUGGGCCGUGGAACGGUUCCAAAUCUAUCUAUUCGGAAUACGAUUCGAGCUGGAAACGGACCAUAAACCUCUAGAGGCUAUCUUUAGCCCCACAUCUUCUCCUUGUUUGCGGAUUGAGCGUUGGGUCUUAAGGCUGCAGGCUUUUAGCUAUGAUGUAAUUUAUCGGAAAGGAAAAACGAAUAUAGCUGAUCCUCUGUCUCGGUUGUCAAGUCCUACUGAAGUAUCAGAAUUUGAUCCAGAUUCUACAGUAUAUAUCCGCAGCGUGAUGGAAAAUGCUGCAAUCGAUGUGCAAGAGGUAGAGAUUGCUUCUUCGAAUGAUGCCGAAAUGCGGGCUCUUAAGGAGUGUUUGGAAAGAGGUGCGUGGAAUUAUACAGAUGAACUACUGAAACCUUACCAAGCAUUUCGAUUGGAACUCGGAACAGUUGGAGACCUAGUAGUCCGCGGUAGCAAACUAGUAAUACCGAAAGCUAUCCGGCAAAGAAUGCUAGAACUGGCACACGAAGGGCAUCCUGGACGCACUAAAAUGCAACAACGACUGCGAUGUACUUGCUGGUGGCCAGGAAUGGAUGAAGCUAUUGCUCGACUGGUUAGCAGCUGCUCAGGCUGCCAAUUGGUCAGCCAACCAGAUAAACCGGAGCCCAUGAAGCGAAGGCCACUACCACAUAAGCCUUGGGUAGAUGUAGCAAUCGAUUUUUUGGGCCCACUACCAACUGGUGAUUAUCUACUAGUAAUCAUUGAUUACUUCAGUCGGUACAAAGAGGUCGAAAUUGUUAAGAAAAUUACAGCGAUUGAAACAUCUGAACGACUUGAACGAAUAUUUGUGCGUCUUGGCUAUCCGAGAACCAUAACACUCGACAAUGGAAGGCAAUUUGUGAGCAAUUAUUUUGACAACUAUUGCAAACAGCGAGGAAUAUUGCUUAACAAGACAACCCCAUAUUGGCCGCAAGAAAAUGGUCUGGUUGAACGCCAGAACAGGUCUUUGCUAAAAAGGCUGAAGAUAAGCCAGGCUCAGAACGGGGAUUGGAAAAAAGAUUUGGGGGCGUAUCUCUCCAUGUACUACGCCACUCCACACAGCACCACAGGGAAAACACCGAGUGAGUUGAUGUUCAACCGAAAUAUCCGGACAAAAAUACCAUCAUUGGGAGACAUCAGUACCGGAUCUGCAUUACCAAUGUCUGAUUACAGGGAUAGAGACACAUGUAUGAAGGAAAAGGGAAGAGUGACAGAAGAUCAACGACGCAAAGCAAAACCGUCUGAUAUAAUAGUAGGAGAUAGAGUCCUAUUGAGGAAUACAAUGCCAGGCAACAAACUGAGUACACCCUUUGGACCACAGAUUGCAAAAGUAAUUGAGAAGCAAGGUUCUCGCGUAACAGUACAGGAUGAGCAAAACGGGAAAUUAUAUGACAGGAAUUCGAGCCACCUAAAAGAGUACAAGGACCCAGACGAUCAUAGGGAUGGUUGUGAGAGGGUGGUGGAUAACCAGGAGGAAGGAGUAGGUUUUAAUGAACCAACGACCGAAGAGAUACCGAGAACACUCUCCCGUCCGAAACGAGAAAUUAAACGUCCCGCUAGGUUCCUAUCAUAGAGUAAGAGAUUGGGUGAAAUAAUCAGAUGAAAUCAAAUAGUAAAUAAAUAAUUUGGGGAAUUGUA